Nelumbo nucifera (sacred lotus) is the source of this 1061-nucleotide messenger RNA. RefSeq names its product protein mago nashi homolog. Lineage: Eukaryota; Viridiplantae; Streptophyta; Magnoliopsida; Proteales; Nelumbonaceae. Gene Ontology annotation, cellular component: exon-exon junction complex; nucleus. Gene Ontology annotation, biological process: RNA splicing. The record is from RefSeq and is a predicted model, not a curated record.
CAAGCCAUGCCUAGCGUCUGCGUUUCUGGCCUGGUUUCUACCGACCCAGGUGCUGGAGCACAUUAGUCCAGCCGUGGAAGCACUGGUUUCCAAUUUUCUAACAGCCAUCGGUUCUUAUUUAUUAAGAAGAAAACCAAACAACCAAAGGGAGGGAACAUCUGAACAAGCGAGCAAAUAGAAGUAAUCAAGCGGGAAAACAGAAAGAAGAGAUGGCAGCGGAAGAUAAUGGAGAGUUCUAUCUUCGGUACUACGUAGGGCACAAAGGUAAGUUCGGCCACGAGUUCUUAGAGUUCGAGUUUCGUCCCGAUGGAAAGCUUCGCUACGCCAACAACUCCAACUACAAGAACGACACCAUGAUCCGUAAAGAAGUCUUCCUCACUCCCGCCGUCCUCAAAGAAUGCCGCAGAAUCAUCGCUGAGAGUGAGAUAAUGAAGGAAGAUGAUAACAACUGGCCCGAACCCGACCGUGUUGGGCGUCAGGAGCUUGAGAUUGUGAUGGGGAACGAGCAUAUCUCGUUUACUACUUCGAAGAUUGGGUCACUCGUUGAUGUUCAGAGCAGCAAAGAUCCCGAAGGACUUCGCAUAUUUUAUUACCUUGUUCAGGAUCUCAAGUGUUUUGUCUUCUCUCUUAUCUCACUCCAUUUUAAGAUAAAGCCUAUCUAGUCGAGGAUCACCACCUUUUCAUUACGAGGCCAGUGGGAAGAAUUGCAAUUUGUUUUCAAAGCGAUGCCGGCAUUGUUAUGCUUUUUGGAUCUGUUUUCUGGCUGCAAGUGUCUACGAGGUUUGAUUUGGACUUCUUGGGUAGUAAAUGGAUGGAAUGGAUUCAGGUUUCUGGCUGUGGGUGUCUUGUACAAACUUUUAUCUAGUUUAUAAAUAGCAUUGAUCGGCAUUAUAUCCUGAUAUCCAAUUAACGUGCUUUAUAUUGCUCUUUGUUGAUGCAUGGUAAAUUACCUAUACAUGUCAAUGGAAGUCGAAAGAAUGGAAGACAUUAAUUGGUAGUUCUUAUGACUCUUGGAAACUUGGCUUUGGCCCCUUCAAUGGUAUCCCCCCUUUUUCAUCCCA